ACUACUUGGGAGAGGGGUCUCAGGAACAAACUUCUUGGAAACAUAAUACUCGUAGGGGAGCGGACUAGUGAUCGGGAAACUGAGAUAUGGAACGCUGGCAAGAUCGCGUUGCUGUGGUCACGGGAGCCAGUUCUGGCAUCGGAGCCGCCGUGGCCAGGCAGCUGGUAAGUUCUGGCGUUAUUGUUGUAGGUCUGGCCAGGCGUGUGGAUCGAAUGGAGGCCAUCAAGGAGCAACUGCCUUCGGAAUUACACUCCCGACUGCAUGCCAUCCACUGUGAUGUCGGGGACCUAGACUCGAUAACGGCCGCCUUCGACUGGAUCGAAGAUCAGCUUGGCGGCUGUGACAUCCUGGUGAACAAUGCCGGUUGCCUUUUCCCCGGGCAACUGCUGACCCUGGAGAUGGAGCACCUUCAGAAGGUUUUGAACGUUAACCUAAUGGGCGUGCUCCACUGCACCCGCCGCGCCUUUAGAUCGAUGCAGCUGCGUGAGGUGGCUGGUCAUGUUGUGCUCAUCAACAGUCUUACUGGGCGCCACAUCAUCUACCCACCCGGCGAGGAGCUGCAGGUGCUGAACAUGUAUCCGCUGACCAAGCACGGGAUUACGGCCAUGCUGGAGGUUUUGCGACAGGAGCUGCGCGGAUUCAAUACCAAGAUCAAGAUAACGAGCAUCUCUCCAGGUGUGACCGACACGGAGAUUCUGCCCUCCGGAUAUGAUUCUUUGCCGAUGCUAAGGCCAGAUGACAUCGCCGCGGGCAUUAUGUAUGCCCUGGCCACGCCUCCUCAUGUCCAGGUGCACGAGCUGACCAUUAAGCCUCUGGGAGAGCCCUUUUAAAGCUAAAGAGCACUAUAUUAUAAUGAAGAUAUCGUCAUUUUCAAAUAUAGCGUUGUCUGAAA
Drosophila eugracilis is the source of this 892-nucleotide messenger RNA. Its product is annotated as farnesol dehydrogenase. NCBI's taxonomy places the organism in Eukaryota, Metazoa, Arthropoda, Insecta, Diptera, Drosophilidae. The transcript has 2 exons. Bases 87 to 830 code for a protein of 247 amino acids. The record is from RefSeq and is a predicted model, not a curated record.